Molecule: messenger RNA, 2409 nt
Organism: Clonostachys byssicola
Lineage: Eukaryota; Fungi; Ascomycota; Sordariomycetes; Hypocreales; Bionectriaceae
Source: the annotation of a GenBank genome assembly
AUGAAGGCGGACGACCUACUUCCCCAAUCAGAAGAGGCCAAGUUCCUCAAUCAUCACCAUAAUGACAGGUGGACGCACCUCAAACCCGUGAUAGUCCCAUUGUACAUGGACUGCCGCGAUACAUUUGGAAAGACUAUGACAUACGCCAAGGUUGCAGCCUUCAUGAAGCUCCAUUACGACUUCCAUGCUACAGAGAACCAGUACAAGAACUGGUUUAAAAAAUGGGGCAUACAAAAGCGCACCCCUGGAACAGAGAAAGGCGACAUCGUUUCAGUACUUGGAAAAAGGCAACGACUUGGACAGAGCACCUCCAACGUUACCCUUCAGCAAGGAAAUUCUGAUAAGCAUAUCGACAAGAAACAGCUCGUAAGGUAUCUCAAAAGCGAAAUGCAGGCCUACAAGAACUGCAAGAUUGCACCAGGAGUAUUUUCAUCGUGGAGUUUGCCAUAUGCAGCAUGGAUCAAGACAUUUGAAAAACAACCUGAUCAGCCGUCUCCUUUCGGCACGAGUGUGCGAACACCGAAUUACAUGAGCAUCGAAAGCCCGGCUGCGAUAAGCCCCGGGAAAGAAAUAGCCGCGCCAUCCCCCGCGAUGCAACUGGUAGAAACGGAGAGGGCCCAGUAUCGAUCCAGCAUGUUGCUACAAGGCCAGCUUGACGCCCUCCUUACCUCCUUGGGGCGGGAUAAGCGCAUGGUUGUCCACAAUUUCUUCCACGACUUUUAUAUUCAUUCCAUUGUGACAGCUAAGUAUUGGGGAAAAGGACCUCGAGUCUGGUCCCCUGGGAUGAUCACUGCUCUACUAGGUAGUGAGAUGAGCCAGACUGCUCAGGGCAUUAGCAACUCAGCCUACUCGCCAGUCAGUAUAAUGAUUGGAAUGGGAAGUGAAGCACCCACCAACCUUUGUAGGUGGGCAAUUCAUGCGGAGAAGCAUGACUACGUACCUAUCCCGGAGGUGGCGAACGAAGACGAACUGUUUGACAUACGAAAUCCUAACUCUUGGGCAGAGUGGACUAACGAACAACUGUCAAGCGCGUCGUUUACCGAUUCGAUGCAGAACUCACUUGAAAACCACACAUUUUCACACACUCCUGUCGAAGAUCUACCAAUCUCGAUGAAUAUGAUUGCUUCCUCCGUCUCACAAGAUCCGCGUUGCUUGGAAAUUGAUGCCUGGAAGCUUGCUAUCAUCGCAGGCAAUAGAGAUCUCCUUGAAACUCUUCGUGACGAGAUCACAGAGACAAUCGGAGAAGAUCUUAAAGAUAUCCAUCCAUUCCACCUCGCAAUUGCCUUUUUGGAUGGUGCCAAGUCAUGCUGUGGUGUGUUCGAAGACCUCCUGGAAACGUUGAGCACAUUGCAUUACCGUGUUGACAACUUCGGGCAUACUGUCUUUGAUUCUCUAAUGGUAUCUAUACUCAGUUCGCAUACUAAUCUCCACCCUCAGGAGGUUAGUCCUGGAUUCCGCGAGAUGACUAGAUUCCCAGGAGAAGAAAAAGAUGUAUGUGGCCGUUGGGAUACCGAUUCACCAAUUAUUCGAAGACUCUUCGAGGAUGGCAAUGCCAGAAUCCCGGUCCAGUGGAAGCACCCGUUCUGUCAUACUUCAGUGCAGGCGAUUUGCCACGUGCUUAGUGGUUCGGUAGCCCAUUUUGGGCGCGUCCAGUCGGGUGGGUUAUUUGUUCGCUAUUGCAGCAAUUGUGGCCUGAAGCUCACGUUGGGCCCCUUCCACACGCUCAUUAUUGUCGCUGCCAGUUUGGCACGCAACGGUAUGGCUGGAGAAACAUUAUUUGGAGCUAUCGCAGUACUCAGUUGCCUGUUGAAGACGCGGUCGGUCAUAGGCGUGCUGGAAAAGUUUGAUGUGUCUGUGGAAGAUUUGUACGGGAUCGCGGAGCCCGGGCGAUGCUACCAUAAAUCUGUGGAUGCCUUUGAGUUUAUACAGAUAGUCCCUCGGGGCAUUAUCGAGCGGUGGAGCAGUGAAUGUCAAGUCGGGUGGGAAUGCAUGACCCAGAUCCUCCGAAUCGCUGCCGAAAUAGAAUCCGAAGAGGAAGAAGAGGACAUAAUAGUUCCUUGCGAGACAUGCGGACUUUACGACGCUCACUGCGGAGAGCCUAAGCUGGGUCUUCUGUGGGCCACAAUACAGACUGAGCUCCUCACAUAUCGAAGGCUUGAUGAAGGAAUGCCUUGGAUUUCGGCAAACUUUUCCAUGCAGGCUCUUGAGACAUUCCUCAAGACUGAUGGAGGAGAAUUCGACACGCCUCUUGUCAAAGAUGACAUGAUGAAACCACAUUCAGAAUGCGGCUGGUUCGUGGGGAAUCUUAACAUACCUAUUGCCGAAGAAGUAUGCAAUCACUUCUUCAUGAAUAUGGAAGAUCAUUCUAGAUCUUCAUUUUUGCCACGAGCAGAUUUUAUAUUUUUUUGA